This is a messenger RNA of Oryza sativa Japonica Group (Japanese rice), 3148 nucleotides long. Its product is annotated as U-box domain-containing protein 6. The record is from RefSeq and is a predicted model, not a curated record. Gene Ontology annotation, biological process: protein ubiquitination. Lineage: Eukaryota; Viridiplantae; Streptophyta; Magnoliopsida; Poales; Poaceae. Gene Ontology annotation, molecular function: ubiquitin-protein transferase activity.
GGGUGGUGGCGCCAUCGGCGGUGGGACCCGGGAGCCGCUACGGGAGGCGUAGACGACGACCGGGGAGGAGAAGAAGAAGAAGAGGAAGAUUAGGCACGAGCAGGAAAAGAAUAAUUAGCGAGCGCCCGGGUGGUGUACCCAUCUGUAUUCAUCAUUUCCGCGAUUCCACCCUCUCUCUCUCUCUGCGGCCGCGCCAUCUCUAUCCGGGCUCAAGGGUGUGGCCGGGGGGCGACGAACGCCGCUCUCUCUGCCUUCCUCCUUGACCGAUCGCUCCCUUCUGACCGCCUUAAUAUUCUGGAAAGAUCGGUUCUUGCCUUCUUGGGCUGCUUCAGGGGCGUGGGAGAGGUUUGGGGUUGGUUCAUCUCGCGGGCUUGGGCGGCGGGAGGAGGAGAGGGGUUUUGCUUUGUCUCCUGUUCCGACUCUCCGGUUGAUUCCUCCGACUGAGUUCAGGGGGAGUUCUUCAAUCAGGAAGGUCUUGACUCUCGACGAGGAGUUCAAGGUUCUUGGAUUAAAGAUUGGCAGUCAUUCAUCGUGGAUGGAGAAUAGGAACAAAGAAGAUAUGGGUCCAUCCCAGCGUAAUUCUUGCCCUAAGGUUCACAGCUCAAUGUGCAGUGAGCUGACAAUGAUGUUAGAUAAAGUCUCCUCUAUUCUUCCAUUAAUUGAGGCAGCUCGACCAGGAUGUAAAGCAGGUAUACAGGAAUUAUGCAACCUAUACAAUAUAGUUGAGAAAGGGAAACUCAUAAUUCAGCACUGCGUUGAAUGUAGCAAGCUCUACUUGGCUAUUACUGGAGAGGCGAUUGUAUCUCGGUGUGAAAGGAUCAGAGACUCACUUAGGCGGAGCUUGUUCCUGAUUGAGAACAUGGUCCCACCAGCACUAGCUAAUCAGAUUGUUGACGUCCAUGAUGAUCUUGGGGACAUAAAAUUUGUUAUUGAUCCCACAGAAGAAGAGGCUGGCAAAACCAUUUUAGAGAUGCUUCGGCAAUCUGAUGUGACUGAAGAACUUGAACUUGAGACAUUCCUGCAGGCAGCUUCAAACUUAAACCUGACAUCUCCUAAAUCUAUGCUAAUUGAACGAAGGGCUAUCAAGAAACUGCUUGACAAGAUUAGCGGUACUGAUCCCAAAAAGGAGGGAGUUCUUAAGUUCCUUCUAUACCUUGUUAAAAAGUAUGGAAAAAACAUCAAACCAGAAACUGGUGAGCGGAAUGAAAACAUGCAAUCUGAAAGCCAGUCUUCGACUCCAAGCUCAAGUUUUGUUAGUGAUACCAGCACUCCUGGAAAGUGGUACACACCCACAGACAUCCAGAGGAAUGAGGAUCAGACUAGUAUGUCAGGAGCAGCCACACCACCUGCAGAGUUCUGUUGCCCAAUAUCAACAAAGUUAAUGCGUGAUCCUGUCAUAAUAACAUCUGGGCAGACUUAUGAAAGAGAAAAUAUUGAGAGAUGGUUUAGGGAGGGAUAUGAUACCUGUCCCAGGACACAUAUAAAGCUAGAAAAUUUCGCGAUGAUUCCAAAUACUUGCAUGAGGGACCUCAUUUUCAAUUGGUGCAAAGAGCAUGGUUUCAUAAUCUCAGAUAUUCUCCCUCCAUCCAAAAAUGCAUACAGUUACUUGCCGGAGCAAUUGCAUGGUUACUCCAUGUCAAGUCUGCACAAUGUUUCAGUACCUCUAAUUGCUGGAAAAGUCAGGGAUUUUGUGAUUGACCAUAGCACUUCAUCUGUUGCAUUAUCUGAGGCCAGUUAUAUGUCAGAUUCAUAUCAUGUGCGGGACAUGGAGGAACCGAAAGAUAGUUUUUCUCAGUUCUCUUGGAGUGCGGACUAUCAAGAGUGUUUGUCUUUUCGCAACUUCAACCAGGACAAGUUCCUAAGGUUCUUUUACGAGCUGUCGAAGCUCCCAUUGGAACUCCAAGACAGGUCCAUUGGUGAUUUGAAGAUCAUUCUCAAUGAGGAAAAUGAGGCUUCAUGUGCUAUGGUUUCCAAUGGAUUUGUAGAGGCAUUCUUUGAUUUCUUAAUGAAUGAAGAUGGAAGCUACAGUAUGCAAGCUCAGAAAGUUGGAUUUCAGUUCUUUCGUGUUUUUCUUUCCAAUAGCAGGACUAAUAUUCUACACAUGAAUGAAGAAGCAUUCCGUCUAUUUGCAUCCUUUAUUGAUUCUGAGUUAAAAACCGAAGCUUUGCUGACACUUCACGAGCUGGUUCAACACCUGAGUUGUCGACAAUCCCAUUUGAUGGCCUCUAUUAUCACUCCUUUAUUGGAGUCUGAAGAUGCCGAGGGUCUCAAGCUUUGCCUGAAGAUUGUCUGCAAUCUUUCAUCUGAUUCGGAUGUAAAACCAUACCUAAUUUCACUGGGAAUUGUCUCAAGAUUGUCACCCAUUCUUUCUGAAGGAACCUUUGCUGAGUGUUGCUUGGAGAUUUUGCGGAACCUGUGUGAUGUGGAAGAAGCCACAGUGCUUAUUACAAAAACUGAUCGAUGCCUUGGUUCCGUUGCAGAAUAUCUGGACACUGGAAGCCCUAAAGAACGAGAGCAUGCAGUGGUUAUCCUUUUAGCAGUAUGUUCCCAUAGUUCUGAGGAUUGUUUACUUGUAAUGAAGGAAGGUGUAAUCCCUGCCCUUGUGGACUUGUCAGUAAAUGGAAUUGAUGAAGCAAAAGGUUGUUCAAUGAAGCUACUUCAUCUUCUCAGGGAUCUGAGGCGAACCGACCAGUUGAACAACUCAUGUUCACAAGAAGUGGUUGUCACAGAUGUAGUGGAGGGUCCUCCUGACAGUUCAAUUCACAAGCAGCCAAUACCAAAGUCAUCUCGUUUUUUCCAAAGAAAGUUGAACAUUUUCUCAAAGCCCCGGUCACUUACGCUAUUCUGAAAACUGCGCCAGGAUGAUUCAAGGUGGUGCCGGCUCCUAUCCCGUUGGAUCCUUACGGAGAGAGGGGAGGAGGAAGAAGGAGAGGAAAAGAAAUAGGGGGCGUUGAGGAAGAGAAGGAUCCUUAUGGAGCUUAUGGAGAGAAGUAGGGGCACCGAGGAAGAAGAAGGUGAGCCUCCCUUUCAUAUUAAUCCUGUAAAUGACGGUUAUCUAAAUAUAAUCUUUUUCCAUGUUAUAUCAAGGAUAUACAAACAACCCAUACAACAACACUCUUUUAUAGUAAUCUAGAUUUAUUUCGAUAAA